UCUGCACCCCACUCUGCUCCCAACUCUGCACCCCCCUCUACUCUCCACUCUGCACCCCACUCUGCUCCCCACUCUGCACCCCACUCUGCUCCCAACUCUGCACCCCACUCUGCUACCCACUGGAUUUUGGGGUCCUGGAUGGAUUAAGGCUACUGCUGCCCCUUGAGUUUCGGGGUUCUGGCUGCAUUAAAGACGCUGCUCCCCCCUGACAUUGGGGUGUCCAGCUGGUUUAGGGGUUCUGCUCACCUCCCCAUUGUCUUGGGCCACUGUAUUGGGGUCACUUAGGAGCUGCACCCCUCUCUCCUCCCCAUGGAUCUCUGGACACUUUUCCUCUGGCUCCCCCUCUCACUGGCUCUAGAAGUCAACCUCAUGAACACCAAGCUGGAGACCUCAGAUCUUAAAUGGACAAGUUAUCCCAAAGUGGACGGACAGUGGGACGAGAUGUCUGGCCUGGAUGACGAGGGAACACCAGUUCGCACGUAUGAGAUCUGCAAUGCCCAUCUUUCCAAUCAGAACAACUGGCUUCGGACCAAUUACAUCCAACGUGGCUUGGCCAGCAAUGCGUACGUGGAAAUCACAUUUACUAUGCUGGAGUGCUCCUUCCUAUCACGGGCCGGUCGCUCUUGCAAGGAAACCUUUAACCUCUACUAUUACCAAGCUAACCAUGACUUGGCCAAUGACCAUUUCCCUCCUUGGAUGGAGAACCCUUGGGUUAGAGUUGACACUGUAGCAGCUGAUUUUUUGGGCCGACCUAAUAGAAGAGUAAGUUCAGGUUCCACUAGGAUAAAUGUGAAGACCCUUCGAAUAGGGCCCCUGACAGGCGAUGGCUUCUACUUGGCUUUCCAGGACCAAGGGGCAUGCAUGGCACUAUUGGCCGUCCGUGUCUUCUAUAGGGUUUGCCCAGCUGUGGUGGCAUCCUUGGCAAGCUUCCCAAAGACUGUCUCUGAGGGACUGGUGGUAUCAGCUGAAGGCAGCUGUGUUGAGGGGGCAGAGGGGCCACAGGGAAGACGGCCAACCAUGUACUGCAGAGAAGAUGGAGAAUGGGCAAAGCCGGCUGUAGGGGAGUGCGCUUGUGUGGCUGGACGGGAGGAGAAGGAUGGACGCACCAAGUGCGCAGCUUGUGUCCCUGGAUACUUUAAAGCCUCCGUGGGAGAGAAGCCCUGCCAGCCUUGUCCUGCCAACAGCCUUUCUACUGGCCCUGGGGCAACUGUGUGUGCUUGCAAGCCAGGGUAUUACAGAGCCUCGACGGACCCCCCAACAGCAGCCUGCAGCACUCCCCCUUCAGCUCCACGCAGUAUUGUUGCCCGGGUGAACGGAUCAAUGGUAGACCUAGAAUGGAGCGAACCACUUGACGCUGGUGGGAGAGGGGACCUGUACUAUGAAGUUCAGUGUAUGGAAUGUGCUGGGCCCUGCAUUCCCUGCUCCCGGUUAAACUACAGUCCCCGGCCUCAGCGAUUGGAAGAUCGCAGACUCCGCGUGUCUGGGCUCCGCCCCCGAGUAACCUACAACUUCCGCGUGUUGGCUUUAAAUGGCGUGUCUGAGCGAAGCAGCGGGGCAGUGGGGGAGGAAGUAAAUGUGACCACUGACCGUGAUGUUCCCCUCCCAGUUAGUGGUAUACAACAAAUGGCCGCAACAGAAACGACACUCACCCUCCGCUGGGCCACCCCUCUGCACUCAGCACCCACCAAAGGCAACAUUCUGGAUUAUGAAGUCAAAUACUAUGAGAAGGACCAGGAGAAGCCCCUGAUAAUGUUUCUGAAGACCCCAAGCAAUGAGGCUCGUCUGCUUGAGCUCCACGCUGGCACCGUGUAUGUGGUACAAGUCAGGGCAAGGACAGAGGCCGGGUAUGGGGCAUUCAGCGGGGACACUUUAUUCCAGACCCUGACACAAGACCCAGAGAAGCCACACCCACAGGUGGCAUUAAUAGCUGGCACCGCUGGGGUGGGCACAUUACUAAUAUUAGCAGUCAUCAUCACUGCGGUGGUGUGUAUCAGAAAGCACGGGAGCACCAACGAGCCCGAGUAUUGUGACAAACCUGGCCAGUACCUCAUUGGUCACAACUCCAAGGUGUACAUCGACCCUUUCACCUAUGAGGAUCCCAAUGAAGCAGUGAGGGAGUUUGCUAAGGAGAUUGACGUGUCCUGUGUAAAGAUCGAGGAGGUGAUUGGAGCAGGGGAAUUUGGGGAGGUGUGCCGGGGGCGCCUGAAGGUUCCAGGAAAGAAAGAGAAUUACGUGGCCAUCAAAACACUGAAAGGGGGGUACACGGAGCGCCAACGCAAGGAAUUCCUUAGUGAGGCCAGCAUCAUGGGCCAGUUCAACCACCCCAAUAUUAUUCACCUGGAGGGGGUCAUCACCAACAACUGCCCCGUCAUGAUCAUCACUGAGUAUAUGGAGAACGGGGCCCUGGACUCAUUCCUGCGACAAAACGACGGGCAGUUCACGCCUAUCCAGCUGGUGGGGAUGCUCCGAGGAAUUGCGUCCGGCAUGCGCUACCUGUCAGAGAUGAGUUUUGUGCACCGGGAUCUGGCCGCCAGGAAUAUACUAGUGAACAGUAACCUGGUGUGUAAAGUGUCCGACUUUGGCCUCUCCCGGUUCCUGCAGGAGGGAUCUACUGACCCAACAUACACCUCUUGUCUGGGAGGGAAGAUCCCGAUCCGAUGGACUGCCCCAGAAGCCAUUGCUUUCCGCAAGUUUACAUCAGCCAGCGAUGUCUGGGGCUACGGAAUAGUCAUGUGGGAAGUUAUGUCCUUCGGAGAGCGACCCUACUGGGAUAUGUCCAAUCAGGAUGUGAUUAAUGCCAUAGAGCAAGACUACCGACUCCCUGCACCCCCAGAUUGUCCCACCGCCCUCCACCAACUCAUGCUGGACUGUUGGCAGCGGGACCGGGCAUUACGGCCUCGCUUCGCUGACAUUGUGAGCUCUUUGGACAAGCUGAUCCGCAACCCUGCAAGUCUAAAAAUCACCACACGAGAGCAGCUGGGGACGUCUCAGCCCCUGUUGGAUCAGCGCACCCCCCAUUAUUCCUCCUUCUCGUCGGUCAGUGAGUGGCUCCAUGCCAUAAAGAUGGGGCGCUACGAGGACGGGUUCAGGAACGCCGGAUUCACCACAUUCAGCCGAGUGCAGAACAUCAGCACUGAAGAUCUCCUCAGGAUGGGGGUGACACUCGCCGGUCACCAGAAAAAAAUCCUCUCCAGCCUCCAGCAGAUCCUCCCCAGUGAGAAGAGCACCCCAAUCCCAGAUCACUGCUACUGACUCCGCCCUGUGCUCCGCCAUCUUGAACUUGACAUGAUGUCACAUAAAGAAAGAAGCUGAUUGGCUGACGCACAAGGACAUUUUCACUGCUGCUGGUGGACUGAUGCAAUUUAUAUAAAUAAUCAGCAAACUUGGGGUGAAGCCGAUUAAUCCCCCAUCUCGGUGCCUCCCGUGUAUGCAGUGGGGCUUAUUCAUUAAGCAGUGCCACAUCAGGACCCCCGGGGGCCAGGAAAGGAAGGAGAAAGCAAAAGGACUUUCCAGCUGCUGCAGUGCAUUGUGGGUGCAUUAUAGUGGGGUGUCACUGUGUACCCUAUCUAUGCACAAUGUAGCACAGUCAAUGGGUGGAGCUUCUGUCCAAUCAGGGAAUCUGAAUGAAAUGUUGCAGUUUGUUUCCUCCAAUCAUGACUGGACUGAUCUGAAGUGUAGGACUGCGCCUCUGGUCCCGGCCACGUGUCCAGUCUGUGUGUGUAUAUAUAUAUAUACUCACAGUCACAUGACUCCUCCCUUCAUUUUUAUAUUAAAUUAUUUCAUAAUAAAAGAAUAAAAGUUGUA
This is a messenger RNA of Xenopus laevis (African clawed frog), 3804 nucleotides long. It is a transcript of the gene ephb4.L, whose product is annotated as EPH receptor B4 L homeolog. The record is from RefSeq and is marked provisional. Gene Ontology annotation, cellular component: membrane; dendrite; plasma membrane. Gene Ontology annotation, molecular function: kinase activity; protein kinase activity; ephrin receptor activity. NCBI's taxonomy places the organism in Eukaryota, Metazoa, Chordata, Amphibia, Anura, Pipidae. Gene Ontology annotation, biological process: axon guidance; cell surface receptor protein tyrosine kinase signaling pathway; anatomical structure formation involved in morphogenesis.